This is a messenger RNA of Pongo pygmaeus (Bornean orangutan), 2362 nucleotides long. It is a transcript of the gene TKFC, whose product is annotated as triokinase and FMN cyclase. Gene Ontology annotation, biological process: glycerol catabolic process. Bases 219 to 1946 code for a protein of 575 amino acids. Gene Ontology annotation, cellular component: cytosol. The record is from RefSeq and is a predicted model, not a curated record. The transcript is spliced from 18 exons. NCBI's taxonomy places the organism in Eukaryota, Metazoa, Chordata, Mammalia, Primates, Hominidae. Gene Ontology annotation, molecular function: glycerone kinase activity; ATP binding.
UCUUUCCGCUAGCGCCCGCAGGACCCGGAUGAGAGUGCACGCUUGGGGGUCCCCGGGAAGUCGCGGCGCCUUCGGAGGUGGCGGAUGCGGUCGUGAGCCGGCGGGGGAGGUGCUGCUGCUGCCUCCACUGUACUCAGACCCAGGUAGCACAGGAUUGUCCAUCCGCCAGCAGCUCAGUGCAACGGUGUGAACUCAGCCUGUUUCAGAGCCUUCCUACCAUGACCUCCAAAAAGCUGGUGAACUCGGUGGCUGGCUGUGCUGAUGACGCUCUUGCUGGCCUGGUGGCCUGCAACCCCAACCUGCAGCUCCUGGAGGGCCACCGCGUGGCCCUCCGUUCUGACCUGGACAGCCUCAAGGGCCAGGUGGCACUGCUGUCGGGUGGGGGCUCUGGCCAUGAGCCUGCCCAUGCUGGUUUCAUAGGGAAGGGGAUGCUCACUGGGGUCAUCGCGGGAGCCGUGUUCACCUCCCCGGCAGUGGGCAGCAUCCUGGCAGCCAUCAGGGCAGUGGCCCAGGCCGGCACAGUGGGGACGCUCCUCAUCGUGAAGAACUACACUGGGGAUCGGCUCAACUUCGGCCUGGCCCGGGAGCAGGCCCGGGCUGAAGGCAUCCCGGUGGAGAUGGUGGUGAUUGGGGACGACAGCGCCUUCACUGUCCUGAAGAAGGCAGGCCGGCGGGGGCUGUGUGGCACGGUGCUUAUACACAAGGUGGCAGGUGCUCUGGCUGAGGCAGGUGUGGGGCUGGAGGAGAUCACAAAGCAGGUGAACGUGGUCGCCAAGGCCAUGGGUACCCUGGGGGUGAGCUUAUCCUCCUGCAGCGUCCCUGGUUCCAAACCCACCUUCGAGCUCUCAGCCGACGAGGUGGAGCUGGGCCUGGGGAUCCACGGGGAAGCUGGUGUGCGCCGGGUAAAGAUGGCAACCGCUGAUGAGAUUGUGAAACUCAUGCUUGACCACAUGACAAACACCACCAACGCGUCCCAUGUGCCUGUGCAGCCCGGCUCCUCAGUUGUGAUGAUGGUCAACAACCUGGGUGGCCUGUCAUUCCUGGAACUAGGCAUCAUAGCCGACGCUGCCGUCCGCUCCCUGGAGGGCCACGGGGUGAAGAUUGCCCGUGCCCUGGUGGGCACCUUCAUGUCAGCACUGGAGAUGCCUGGCAUUUCUCUCACCCUCCUGCUGGUGGAUGAGCCUCUCCUGAAACUGAUAGAUGCUGAAACCACUGCAGCAGCCUGGCCUAAUGUGGCUGCAGUCUCCAUUACUGGGCGGAAGCGGAGCCGGGUAGCCCCUGCCCAGCCCCAGGAGGCCCCUGAUUCCACUGCUGCAGGAGGCUCAGCCUCGAAGCGGAUGGCGCUGGUGCUGGAACGGGUGUGCAGCACCCUCCUGGGCCUGGAGGAACACCUAAAUGCCCUGGACCGGGCUGCUGGCGAUGGCGACUGUGGCACCACCCACAGCCGUGCGGCCAGAGCGAUCCGGGAGUGGCUGAAGGAGGGCCCACCCCCUGCCAGCCCUGCCCAGCUGCUCUCCAAGUUGUCUGUCCUGCUCCUGGAGAAGAUGGGAGGCUCAUCUGGGGCGCUCUACGGCCUGUUCCUGACUGCGGCUGCACAGCCCCUCAAGGCGAAGACCAGCCUCCCAGCCUGGUCUGCUGCCAUGGAUGCCGGCCUGGAAGCCAUGCAGAAGUAUGGAAAGGCUGCCCCAGGGGACAGGACUAUGCUGGAUUCUCUGUGGGCAGCAGGGCAGGAGCUCCAAGCCUGGAAGAGCCCAGGAGCCGAUCUAUUGCAAGUCCUGACCAAAGCAGUCAAGAGUGCCGAAGCUGCAGCCGAGGCCACCAAGAAUAUGGAAGCUGGAGCCGGAAGAGCCAGUUAUAUCAGCUCAGCACGGCUGGAGCAGCCAGACCCCGGGGCGGUGGCAGCUGCUGCCAUCCUCCGGGCCAUCUUGGAGGUCUUGCAGAGCUAGGGUGUGUGACUGCCUCCCUUGGCCUCAGCUCCUCUCACUGCUGUGCUGAGGUGGCCUUUGUCACUUCCUUCUGCCUUCCAACCCUCACCUUCCCCCGGCCUGGCCCCGUUGGCCCACCCUCUAAUUGAGCAGGAAAUCCUCCACCAAGCUUCCAGAACUACAGACAGCACCCAGAGCGAGCUGGAGUGGGUCCCCGUGCCUCUCUAGCAUGCCCUUUCCCUUUGCGGGAGGGUGGAGUCCCUGGGUCAUGCCCUCCCCUGCCAGCUCUGGGCUUCAGAGAUAAGGCAUUUUCCUUGUGCAGCCUUUACCUGGCAAUCCUAAUUUGGUUUUAAGACUCCCUGUGAAAUGCCUUCCGCACCUUAACCCAGUGAACGUGAAAAAGAAAGUUAAUAAACUAUAAUACAUGGAAGCAAGAA